Molecule: messenger RNA, 429 nt
Organism: Aspergillus glaucus CBS 516.65
Lineage: Eukaryota; Fungi; Ascomycota; Eurotiomycetes; Eurotiales; Aspergillaceae
Exons: 1
Coding region: 1-429 (142 amino acids)
Source: RefSeq, a predicted model, not a curated record
AUGAAAGAACAGGGUCAAAAGAUUAUCACCCAUGAAGAGUUCCUAGCACAGUGCUGCGACCACCCUGAUGAACUAUUUGACUAUGUUGCUGACACCUUCCACCGCUUUAUUGACCUUGAGAAUGAAUACCACAAGCAGAUGGAUGAAGAGCUUGUCCAGAACCUUCACAAUGAGCUUCAGGACAAAGGGAACCAGAUUGAUGAAUUGAUGGCAGAACAGGAUGAGUACAAGACAGCCUAUGCAGAGAUGCAACUGCAUUCCCAUGGUUCCACUGUGGAGAGCACCAAGCAAUUGAGCAAGUCAGAGAAGGUGCCUGAUCCUCCACUCCUCACUGAUGGCAAGGAGCCUAAGUUUGAGGACUGGAUGAUUGAGAUGAAAGGAAAGUUCAUGGCCAAUGCAGACUGUUUUGAUAACAACCAGAUGAAAUGA